UGAAAGUGAAAGUGCCAAAGUGGGGGCUACACAUGUAAUGUGGAUGAAAGGUUUGCGGCGUUAACACAGACCAUAUCAAACGUUCGGAGUGGCAUAUUAUUUUCCUGUGACUUAGUUCAUCAUCAAAGAGACUUGAAAGUGAGUCCUUUAUUUAAACAUUGGAAUAGCAGGCUCCAGGGUCAUGCGGCUGCGUCUUCUUUCCCUCCUUCUUAUCGUCAAAGUGUGUCGACUCAAUACUGUCAGUCCAGACGUGUGCCCACCUCCGUCUCAUUGGAAUCUCACCAAGCCCCUGAACACGAGGGAUAGUUAUAAAGAAAACGAAUCUCUGCGCUACCAGUGUGUGGAUGGCUAUGUGAGGAAGGCGGGAACCUCCAAUCUCACCAAGUGCAAACGGAUUGGUCAGGUUCUUCAGUGGACACUCCCAACACUGACAUGCAUACCUGACCCAUCCAUUCCAACUACGAUAGAACCUUCAACAACCCACAAGACAACUCAAUUUCCUACAACGCACCUCUCAGUGCCCACAGAGAGAGUUAGCCCAAGACCAAUCACUCUCAGUUCACUUUUAUCUCAAACACUGCAUUUGGUCACAGAGACCCAAGAGGUCAUUACUACGGUUACAGUGACAACCACCAUCAUCAGUGACAUCACAUCAGUGCCAGUGGAUAAGUCCAGUGCAGUGACCUCUGUCCCCACGAAGACUGUUUCUCCAUCAGAGAGUUACUGUGUCCCCAACAGAACCCCAACCUCCAGUGAGGAUCCAGGUGUCGAUGGAAGCACUGGGAAGAAUUCUGCUACAGCCAUAUAUGCGGGUGUAGGUGGUGUGAUAGUAACCAUCUUGCUGGUUGCAGCGUUUGGAGUACUAAUGUUUUGGAGAAGGAAACGGAUGCAGCGGCUUGAUCUGUCGCCAACACCAGACGAAAUUAUGCAAAUGAAUGUUGUGACUUGAGCCACACUCCUUAGUGCUCUGACGGCCAACCAGCAGCCACUUAGAAAAGACAAAGGUGCAUCAGUCUGAUGGUGGGGAACAAUGACCUUGGAUUGGACAAGAACUGGACCAAAAAUUACAGUGGCUUGGACCUGAGUGUCCUCGCAUGGAAAAUUAAAAUAACAAAAGCACCACCCAAAUUGAUUAAUUUAAGACAUAUUUAUUUAAUUGAUUAAUUAAUAUCCUUAAACUGGCAAAGAUUCUAACUAAUCACAACAGCCCAAAAUCCAUGGGAUUACUUUCUCACUGAAUUCACAAAAGGUAUGUGAUAAACAUGCAACUUUGGAGAACAGUGAAAGUUAGGCCCGACUAACCGGUGCCUGUAUAUAGCCUCGCUACUGUAUAUAGCCUCGCUACUGUAUAUAGCCUCGCUACUGUAUAUAGCCUCGCUACUGUUAUUAUUCACUGUAUUUUUACUGUUGUUUUUU
Messenger RNA from Oncorhynchus gorbuscha (pink salmon), 1416 nucleotides. RefSeq names its product interleukin-15 receptor subunit alpha-like. The record is from RefSeq and is a predicted model, not a curated record. The coding region runs from base 182 to 949 and encodes 255 amino acids. Gene Ontology annotation, molecular function: interleukin-15 receptor activity. NCBI's taxonomy places the organism in Eukaryota, Metazoa, Chordata, Actinopteri, Salmoniformes, Salmonidae. The transcript is spliced from 8 exons. Gene Ontology annotation, biological process: interleukin-15-mediated signaling pathway. Gene Ontology annotation, cellular component: plasma membrane.